AUGCCGGGAAGGGGCCCCAGUAAACGGGGUGUCGGUAUUGCGUUCGGUCCCGAUGUGACGAAACGGUGGUGUCAAGCAAACGGUGUAACCGGUAUCAUUCGUAGCCAUGAAGUCCGGCAAGGUGAGGGUUACGAAACACUGUCCUUGAGCAUUAAUAGAUCAGAAUUAGAUGGGUACGCUAUCGAGCAUGAUGGGCUAUGCACCACUGUUUUCUCAGCACCGAAUUAUGUCGACCAGGCAGGCAACAAGGGCGCAUUCAUUCGCAUCGACGCUACUGGCUCGCAAGAAUAUACGCAAUUCGAUGCGAAGCCCCAUCCACCCAUGAAGCCCAUGGCAUAUGCCUCUGGGGGAAUGGCUAGCCUCUUGAUGUAG
Fibroporia radiculosa is the source of this 372-nucleotide messenger RNA. RefSeq lists its product as uncharacterized. NCBI's taxonomy places the organism in Eukaryota, Fungi, Basidiomycota, Agaricomycetes, Polyporales, Fibroporiaceae. The record is from RefSeq and is a predicted model, not a curated record. Gene Ontology annotation, molecular function: protein serine/threonine phosphatase activity. Gene Ontology annotation, cellular component: cytosol; nucleus. Bases 1 to 372 code for a protein of 123 amino acids. The transcript has 3 exons.